Molecule: messenger RNA, 3297 nt
Organism: Polyodon spathula (Mississippi paddlefish)
Lineage: Eukaryota; Metazoa; Chordata; Actinopteri; Acipenseriformes; Polyodontidae
Product: espin-like protein
Exons: 8
Coding region: 1-3282 (1093 amino acids)
Biological process (GO): actin filament bundle assembly
Cellular component (GO): cytoplasm
Molecular function (GO): actin filament binding
Source: RefSeq, a predicted model, not a curated record
AUGCGAAAGAGCGUGGGGCACCGGGUGCUGUCGCGGGACCCCUCGGCAGACCUGGAGUUCAAGCAGCCCGACUCGGGGAUGUCCUCCCCCAACACCACCAGGUCAUCCUCCGCCCAGCAGACGCGCUUCGACAUCGGCUCCCCCUCCAGCACCCUCUCCAACUACGACUCCUGCAACUCCAGCCAGUCGAGUACGGGAGAGAAGAGGAGCGGCUCCAUGGGGCCCCAAGGGCCAGGGGCUCCGGAGACAGCCAUCACAGACAUGCAGGCAUACAUGGACAUGCUGGACCCAGACCUGGGAUCCGAGGCACAGAAGAAAGGAGGGCCAGCCCCCACAGCCCCUCCUCCACCCUCCUUCUCUCCCCCUCCCCGUCCGGGGGUAGGCGGCUCGAGUGACGGGGGGGGAGGGUCGAUGGGGCGUGGUUGUGUACCGGCACCCAGCCCCCCCGAGGACCAGCCCUCCGCCGAGAUGUACCUGCACGUCAAGAGCAACCUGCGGCACGUGGAGAGCGGGGUCCUCAAGAAGGAGUCGACUCCAGGAGACGGCACCCCAGAGAGACUGCGAAGAGUCGACUCCAACAGGAAAUCCAGAAACUUUAACAAGCAGCCUAGUACUGGGGAUUAUUACAAAUCACUCGGCAGCGACACGGCGGACAAACAGGCAAGCAGGGCCAUGGCACCCAACGAGAAGGGGUCUCUCUUGCUUGAAGAAGCAGCGGCGAGUGGGACCAGCCAGCAGAACGGGACCUCUGAGGUGCUGCCAGCCCCUCCACCUCCUCCCCCUCCAGCAGAGAGCAUGCCGACUCCCCCCCCUCCCCCCCCGCUGCCCACCGACACGCCCCAAGACAACAGCACCCAGCGCCGGCCGUCCUCCUCUGCAGGCAGUACAAAGUCGUUCAAUAUGAUGUCUCCAAUGGGUGAUAACUCAGAUCUGCUGGCUGAGAUCAAAGCUGGGAAGAAUUUGAAGCCAACCCCCCAGACUAAAGGGUACACCACUGUCUACAGCACCGGCAGCGGGCAGACUGGUCCCAGCGCAGAGGUCCCUGCAUCUCCAGCCCCGACCUCAACAGUCCCAGUAAACCCAGUAGCCCCUACUGCCCAGCUCUCAUCCACAAGCCCCACAGCGACCCCCACCACCCCCACAGAGCCCACCGCCACUCCCACAGCUCCCCCCAGUGAUAGGCAGAGCCCCAAGUCCCUGGCAGCAGCCCUGACAGAGGAGCAGCAGCCCUCCCCCGUGGUGGUGAAUGGGAAUGCAGACUCCAAGCCGCCCAGCCAGAUGAGCCUGGCAGACUUGGAGACCCUGGUGCCCACCCAUGACGAGGGCGGCAUGCCGAUCCCAGAGUGGAAGCGACAGGUGAUGGUGCGCAAGCUGCAGCUCAAGAUCCAGGAGGAGGACGAGAGCAGGCGAAAGAAAAAAAGCAUAAAUCAGCAUACUGAGGGAAACCCCAUCCCUCUCUUCUUUUUUUUUUUUCCCCUGAUACAGUUCGCCAACACCGGGUACUAUCAGCCUGAGGGUUGGCGGUACUCCCAUACACACAACGCUAUCCUCGGGCCGUUUGGAGAGCUCAUGACAGAGGCCGACCUCAUCCGCAUAGAGAGGCAGGUCGAGAACCUGCAAGUGAUGCACAAGGUCCAGAGGGUGGAGAAGGAACUAAACCAGCUGGAGCGAGAGCUGCAGCAGCUCCUGCCCGUAUCGGUGGCGUUGUGUCACGAGCAUUUCACUGUGAACCCCAAGCAGGUUCAGGGGCAGGCAGAGGACCUCCCAGCCUGGUGCAGCAAGAUCUCCACUCUCCUGAAAAGCAUGGCUGUUCUCCUGGCAACCCUGGGAGGCAAGGAGAUAGACAUCUUGGGCAUGAUGCCACCGGCCCUCCCUGAAUACCACAGGAGCUCAGCACAAAGCCCUCCUCGGUCUCCUCAAGCAGCAGAAGCAGCAGCAGCUUCAGUCCAUAUCGGGAGAUCUCAGUCAUUUUCUACCAGGGAGGAGGUGGAGAAGGAGAUCAAGCAGUGUGGUGUGUCGGUUAAAAACCUGAAAGCAAACUAUGAGCUGCAAAGCCAAUCGAGGGAGGAGGACAGCAAACCAAGCAGGGUCUACAAACGCAAGCGGUCACUGCCGGUGGGCAGCGAGUCUAGUUACAGAUCAGAACCCAUCUUGGAAGAGGACUACAUCUACGACAGCGGAGAGCUGCACUGGUCAAACGACAUGCCGAACAUGAAGCUUGUGGACGAGCCCAUAAUCAUGCCGUCCUAUGCCCCACUUACCUACGGGGGAUCCGAAAACAUAUGUCAAGCAGAGAUGGAUCAGUACAAUCAAAAUUUAAUCAUGGAUCAAGAUGCCCUGUUCAGCCCAGAUCACUUGACUCGCAGUCUUCAGGUCCAGACUGAUCUGAGUUACGUCCAGGAAUACAUAAACAUGAGGAAGGAGAGGAUUGUGUUCUUGUUCCUUGAGCACUGGCGCAAGUGGACCUUCACAGAGUCCUUCAGACGCAAGCAGUAUAGAAGAAGCAGCAGCAUCUCUGCUGCUGGGGGCAGGGAUUUUGAAGACCCCAGUGAGUAUGAACAUGCAACCAGCGAGGAUGACAGGCUCAUCUGCUUCAUGAAGCAGAGGCAAGUGGUCGGGAAACUCAUUGGCCACUGGAGGACCAUCAUCAGCCAGGUCCCCACGCGGCAGAUAAGACGUCUGAGCAGGGCGCAGAUGAUCUACUGGCCCGAGCACUUCCUCCCGCACAUAAACGGAGCCCCUGUGAACUACGACAACUUGACCCUGGACCUCUUCAUGCUGGGUUACUUCCAGCUGCUGGAGAUGAGCAUGUCCCACUCUGAACGCAAGUUCCGCCACCUGCUGUGCUACGAGAUGUUCGACCGGCUGGGCAGCCACAGCUGGGAGCUGAUCCGUGAAUUUCACCAGGAGGUGAUGGAGGAGAUUGAGUCCGGGAAGCGGGACUGGACAGAUGGGUUCGAGGACAUCAAGCGGAGGUUCUUCGUGGAAACCGCGCAGGUGGACUCGGUGGACUCGGUGGAGGCCAGUGCAGACAAGACACGCCCCGUCCAGGAGCCCGAGGAAACCAUCCCUGACAUACUGUCUCAACCGGAGUCGAUCCUCGGCUCCCCAAGUGUUGAGUACGCAGUGGAGGAGCUCAACCAACCUGUUCCUACAACCAGAAAGGACUCCGUCCAGCUCAUCUCCGAACUGGGAGAGUUCAGCAAUGAGGAGAUCUGUCGAUACAUAGACCGCAGCUUCUCCUUUUGGAAGGAAAAGGAAGCCGAACUCUUUGACAUUUGAUCUUCUAAGGGGGGG